Molecule: messenger RNA, 339 nt
Organism: Mercenaria mercenaria
Lineage: Eukaryota; Metazoa; Mollusca; Bivalvia; Venerida; Veneridae
Exons: 1
Coding region: 1-339 (112 amino acids)
Source: RefSeq, a predicted model, not a curated record
AUGAAUGUGUUUAUGCUGCAUAGCAAGGAAGAGGUUGACUUAGAAAAGUUUUGGAAAAUCGAAUCUAUGGGAGUCGAACCAGUCACCAAGAAUCAGGAAUAUGAACAGUACUUGACACAUUACCAAGAUACGUGCAUUACCUACAACGACGGUAAGUACAUAGCAAAGUUACCUUGGAGAGAACACGUUACAUUAUCGACCAAUGAAUUGAUCAGCCGGCGCAGAACUGAAAAUGUAAUCAACCGACUGAGGAAAGAACCUAAACUACUACACACGUAUGGGGAGAUAAUUAGAGAGCAAGAACAACGAGGAUUUAUAGAAGAGGUACCAGCCGACUAG